AUGCGGACGUCACUCUUGUGGUUCCAGAACUCAAACGACACGACGAAGGCCCAGGAGCCGCGUGCGUCGACCUCCACCAGCAUGUGGGCACCCAGACUCCCACCCGCCCUCGCCCCCUCGGCCGCCGCCCCCGCCGCCACCGCUAACGCCUGGUACAACCGUGCCUGUGACUCGAGCCACUUCGCCGACGCCGUUGCUGCUUACCCUGACUCUCCAGGGUCGCCCAUCUACUCGAGCUCGCUGACGCAGUCGCCGUCGCCCCAGCCGGAGACCCCUACCACGGGCCAUUUCCCGACCGGAGCUGACGCUAACACUGCCUCUGGUGCCGCUACUGCUGCCUCUGGCUCUGUGAACGGGACUAUUACUACUGCUGAGGCUGCUACUUAUCUUGCUGCCAGCCCUUCUGCUUUCGGUUACACUUCCUCCCCAACUAUCCCCAUCCCCAUCACCACCAAGAAGUCGACCUUCGCCGGCCACUCUAUCUGGUCGCCUCCGAACACCAGCAACCCCUUCGCUGUACCUGAUUCUACUUUAGUCGACCGUCAUCGCGUCGACCACACCGACCAAAUGACCACCGGACCAUCCCUCGACCCUUCCAUGGGCCGCCGGGACUCUUUCGUCAGCGCCGGCCCAAAGCCCAUAUCGAUGAACAAUCCGAACCGCGACAAUGCGAACCGUAACCGAAGAGAAUCCCUCGCCGGCAGCCUCAUGGGUGGCAUGAGCUGGGGCGGCAUGUCCUUUGGCAGCUUCGUUAGAGACGAUAUCAUGAUGCAAGGCACCUCUCCGUUUGGUACCCACCAGUCACCGAGCUUCCAUUCGUCUUCAUACCUACCCAAGCUAGAAGCCAACUUUAUGCGAGAUUUCACUUGCUGCGGCAAGAUCCUACCCAACCUUCACGAUCUACUGCAGCACUACGAAGAAGCACAUACACAACCCAGCCCCAAUACAGCGCGGAAUAAUGCCUUCUCUCAGUUCUCUCAAAUGGGCAUGCCCGGUGCCCCACGAAUGUCUACUUCCCGAGCUAACUCGGCAGCACCGGGCCACGGCAACACGCAGCCCUCAUCCGCACAGCUGGGACAACAGAACAGGGCUCCCGGCUCAGCCAUGCAGAUGAUGGGCGGACAGCAGAGUGCCCACGAUGCGCACAUGGGUUCCACCAUGACAUCGAAUUUGAACGAUGAUAUGGACGCCGUGGCGGACAUGGAGAUGGAUGACGCUGUGGGCACCAUGGAGAUGGACGAUAGCCAGCGGAUGCAUCAGACGAGACAGCUCUUCGGCCAACAGCAGAGACCUCAGCUCAACAUGAACACCUCUGGCCUCACCCAGGGCCUGCGAACGUCUCAACCACCAACGCCAGCGGCCGCAAGUUUCGGCCUGCAGAACAACCCCACUGUCUCCUCUGUCAACACCCCAUCACUCACCACACAGGGACAAGUGAUCCGGGGCCAGCAGGUGGAUCUGGACGAGGAUCUUCCUGGUAUGCCCAUGGGCGGUAACACGAAUGACAUUGGCGAUAUGAACUUUGGCGGCAACCAGAAUAACAACGACUCCAACUUCUGUAUCAACGACCCCGGCAAGCAUCUGUUUAGCCCCAACGGCACUUUCCCGGCCGCCAACCGCACAAUUCAGGCGCAGUUGGCUCAGUUAGGCCUCAACCAAGCUCAACUGAACGACCCGGCUGCCAACAAGCUUCUCAUGCAGCGCCUGCAGAGCAUGAUGAUGCCCGAGGAACACAAGCCCUUCAAGUGCCCUGUAAUUGGUUGCGAAAAGGCAUACAAGAACCAGAACGGCCUCAAGUACCACAAGACGCACGGUCACCAAACACAGCAGUUGCACGAGAAUGGAGACGGUACCUUUUCCAUCGUCAACCCUGAGACCAGUGCUCCUUACCCCGGAACAUUGGGCAUGGAGAAAGAGAAGCCGUUCAGCUGUGAAACCUGCGGCAAGCGUUACAAGAACCUUAACGGCUUGAAAUACCACAAGGCCCAUUCUCUGCCAUGCAAUCCAGACUUCAAGCUCCAAGCUCUUGCAGCUGGUAUGAACCUGCCAGGGAUAGGCGAAGACCAGAUGAUGCAAUAA
This is a messenger RNA of Fusarium keratoplasticum, 2079 nucleotides long. RefSeq names its product C2H2-type domain-containing protein. The transcript has 4 exons. The coding region runs from base 1 to 2079 and encodes 692 amino acids. The record is from RefSeq and is a predicted model, not a curated record. NCBI's taxonomy places the organism in Eukaryota, Fungi, Ascomycota, Sordariomycetes, Hypocreales, Nectriaceae. Gene Ontology annotation, cellular component: nucleus.